AUGGCUAUGAUUUUUGCCGACAUCAAAAAAGCAUACUGCAACAUCUGCUGGAUGUUUAGAGGAAAGACUGAGUGGGCUGAUGGCGUGACCCUGAGCAAGAAGGACGGGCUUGUGAAAAGAAUUGACCUACACGAGAAGUCAAUUGGACACAGAGAGUGCCAUAAGAACUUUGCUAUGUGCAGUUCAAAGAUAGUCCCAUCGACCAUGCGAUGUUUGAAACAGCAAGGAGAGGAGGAGAACAAAUGGUCAAAAGUGAUAGAGCGGGUCAUUGCUGUUAUCACAAGUGCUGCAAGCAUGAACCUGCCUCUAAGGGGACACAGAGAAACAGUGGGGGAUGGAGCGUGUAGUGGAGGCAAUUUCUUGGAGUUAAUUCAAUUGCUGGCACAAUAUGAUGACUUGCUGAGCCAAACAAUUGGAACAGAAAAGGGUCGCCACAAAUACUUGAGUCCUACCGUACAAAACGAGAUUAUUUGCCUUAUAGCUAAGAAAACGACCGACAAGAUCGUCGAAGAAGUUAUCAAUGCUCCUUUCUUCGCAUUACUGCUUGACUCCAUGACCGACAUCAGCAAGAUCGAUCAACUAAGCAUAGUUGUACGGUAUGUUGUCAUGGAGGACGAGAAGUUCACAAUAAAAGAGAGUUUUCUCGGAUUUGUUGCGAUGAGUUCCUCAACUGCGGAGAACGUAGCGGAAACUAGACUUUGUCAGAACAAACUCCCUCUGGACGUCAAGAACUCCAAGAAGAGAGCAGAGAGACAGCUCUAA
This is a messenger RNA of Bolinopsis microptera, 762 nucleotides long. RefSeq names its product zinc finger MYM-type protein 1-like. Bases 1 to 762 code for a protein of 253 amino acids. The record is from RefSeq and is a predicted model, not a curated record. The transcript has 3 exons. NCBI's taxonomy places the organism in Eukaryota, Metazoa, Ctenophora, Tentaculata, Lobata, Bolinopsidae.